UUUUUUAAACCAUUGAUAUCAACUGUUUACUAAAAAUCAUAUAAACAAGUAUCAUUACACGACUAAUUCUCAUAAUCACUUCAUUCUCUAGACUUGUUUAUUUUAGUCUGUCUCACCACGUGCAACAUAAAUAACCACAUGUGAUACGUAUUACCCUUUGCGGAUUGCCGCAUCAAGUGUGUAGGCGUAUAUACGUACACGUAUGAUCAGUGCAGUUAAUCAUUCGCGACGACGUCCCCAAGAAUCUUAAUAUCUAGACAACGUUACAGUCGAGCCUGUAAGUGUCAAUUAGCAUAGCGCAAUGGCACUGAAACACUAAAACGUAAGAUAUGCUGUAAAAGAACACGCAGCAUGUGUAUACAUACAGCGUGCCAUAUAUACAAAAGUGCGAAUGCACUUUGGAGCCUUGAAACUGUACGUCCAACCACGACUACGGUUACCAUAGCCUAUGAAAGGUGAACCUUGGUCUUGUUCAUAAUACCAAUCCGGCUGCAGCAACGAUGCGCUUUUACCGUAUCUCUAAGUGUUAUACGUCGGUUCAGCGUACAUUGUUGACACCCUAUAUUAGCGUGAUCCUUACUGAACCCCACUCUUUAAACCCACUAGACUGACUGAAGUUUUACUUUCGUUCGAGGAUUGGUCUCAGUUCAGGUUUGCCGCUUCGUGUUCUUGCGCAUACCCGGUGCAGUUAUUGUGGAAUUUUACAAGGCAAAUGAAUUCUAUCGUGCAUUAAUGUAGGAUCAGUUGCUGUUUUACUGGAACGAUAAUUUUGGAAAAAUGUCCGUGUGUGUGAAACGAAGGCCGGUCAACGGUAUAUUUACCUUCCUGUCGCGAUUCCUUGCCAUAUUCGUACUCGUCGGUAGUACGACCUUACCGUCAAACAUGUUACUGGAUCUGGGUAGGCGUACAAACAUUUCGAUGGAGAAAUAUGAUCAGGCAGAACAGGCGAUCCUGAACUCGCGCACACACUUGAACCAUGGUUCCCCUUCGUGGUUCCUCGGCGCAUCUCACGAAAUGACAGAGCACGCACAGAAUCUCUCGCGGAAAGCGCUACGAAUCGAAACAAUGGCCGUGAUGUUAGUGGAAGCUUUGAAUAUGUCAUCGAAGGAAGCGUCUUCCGUGUUACCGUCAGUAGCCGCUAUCAAUUGUCCUGGUUCACCCACAUUUUUGCAAGUGAUGGAUAGCUGCAAGAGGAUAGAUCCACGCUAUAGGACACACAGUGGAAAGUGUAACAAUGGUUUACAUCCGACUUGGGGCGCUGCUCUGGAAGCUUACGUGCGAUUUCUACCACCUGAAUAUGCCGACGGUGUGUCUUUGCCACGCACGGAUUUGCCUAGCGCCAGGGACGUCUCCUUGAAGGUGCAUUCCGGGGGGUCGGACCUUAAGCAUCCGUAUCUAAUGGCGCUUACCGCGCUAUUCGGCCAAUUCCUCGUGCACGACCUUGCACAUACACCAAAGAUGGAACUACCUGAUGGGGCGAAAUUAAAAUGUUGCGACGUAGAAUAUGAACACUUCCAUCCGGAAUGCUUUCCGAUUCGAGCCGAGAAUGCUGUCGGUUGUAUGGAAUAUUCCAGAUCGGCGCCGCACCCAGGAAAUUCGCUGCAGGGUUGCAAAUUGGGUCCCAGGCAGCAAAUCAACCAAGCGUCGUCUUACUUAGAUCUUUCGCCUCUUUAUGGGAGUUCCGAAAAUGUAGCAAAAGCUCUACGAUCCGGCAAGGGCGGUUUACUUAAUACGCAAAGGAAGAACUUGCCUAUGCCAUCACCGAAGUACGAAAGUUGUAGAAGCGCGAACAAAGCUUUCCCAUGUUUUCUUAGCGGGGAUUCACGGGUAAACGAGAACCCUGGUCUCACUCUAAUGCAUGUACUUUUUCUACGAGAACAUAACCGAGUCGCUACGGAGCUGGGACAACUGAAUCCUCAGUGGGACGACGAGAGACUCUACCAGGAAGCAAGAAGGAUCGUUAUCGCGGAAAUGGAGCAUAUAACUUAUAACGAGUUUCUACCGGUUGUUCUCGGUGAAACAACACUCGACAAAUUCCAGUUACGUUUAACGCAUCGAGGCUAUUUUCGAGGCUACGAUAUUCGAACAGAUGCGACACUUUCAAAUGCUGCUGCAUCUGCUGGGCUCUUCUUCAUUGCCACGCUGACCCCAAAAACCCUCGACCUAGUUGACUCGCGAUCGGCGUUAAAGUCUGGAGAAAGGUCCUUACUAUCGGCCUUCUACGCUCCGCAAGAGUUCUAUGAAGCUGGUGCUAUUGAUCGCUUGAUUGCUGGUGCUACAGCGGGACAUUCUAGGAAGCCAUUGCCGCCGGGACUGAAUGAAAUCCUUUUGGAACGAUAUUUCCAUGAUGGAAAAAGCAAUGAUAUUGCCGUGGAUUAUGCUGCACAACUUAUACAACAAGGAAGAGAUCACGGUUUAUCACCUUAUGUCAAAUGGCGAUCGUUUUGCAAUUUACCACACAUCGUCCAUUUUGAAGACCUUAGGGGAACAAUGACCAAAGAUACUAUAGAAAGACUUCGAAAAGUUUAUAAAAACAUAGAGGAUAUAGAUUUAGUAACAGGAUUACUCUCAGAAGCACCUUUACCUGAUUCUGUCUUAGGACCAACAUUCCUUUGUUUACUAGGACGUACCUUCCGGAAUAUUCGUUUUGGUGAUCGAUAUUGGUAUGAAAAUGCAAACAGUCCAGGAUCAUUUACCUUAAAUCAAUUAGAAGAAAUUCGAAAAAUAACAAUGACACAAAUCUUAUGCUACAAUGGUGAAAGACUAAAUUGGAUGCAACCUAAAGCAUUUCUUUUAAGAGAUCGUUUCUUAAAUGAAGUGAUAAAUUGUACAAUACACAUGAAUGGAUCGCCAAAUCUUUUAUUUUGGAAAGAAAAAAGUAAUUCAUAA
Molecule: messenger RNA, 2889 nt
Organism: Eufriesea mexicana
Lineage: Eukaryota; Metazoa; Arthropoda; Insecta; Hymenoptera; Apidae
Product: peroxidasin
Exons: 8
Coding region: 778-2889 (703 amino acids)
Biological process (GO): response to oxidative stress
Molecular function (GO): heme binding; peroxidase activity
Source: RefSeq, a predicted model, not a curated record